Molecule: messenger RNA, 836 nt
Organism: Vidua macroura (Pin-tailed whydah)
Lineage: Eukaryota; Metazoa; Chordata; Aves; Passeriformes; Viduidae
Gene: SEC11A
Product: SEC11 homolog A, signal peptidase complex subunit
Exons: 6
Coding region: 59-598 (179 amino acids)
Cellular component (GO): membrane; signal peptidase complex
Molecular function (GO): serine-type endopeptidase activity
Source: RefSeq, a predicted model, not a curated record
GCCGCGCAGGCGGAAGCGGAAGCGGGGCCGUGCGGGCGCGGCGGUGGCGGCGGCGGCGAUGCUGUCGCUGGACUUUCUGGACGAUGUGCGGCGCAUGAACAAGCGGCAGCUGUACUACCAGGUGUUGAACUUCGGCAUGAUCGUCUCCUCUGCCCUCAUGAUCUGGAAGGGGCUCAUGGUGGUGACGGGCAGCGAGAGUCCCAUCGUGGUGGUCCUGAGUGGGAGUAUGGAGCCUGCUUUCCACAGAGGAGAUCUCCUGUUCCUCACGAACCGAAUUGAAGAUCCAAUCAGAGUGGGAGAAAUAGUCGUCUUUAGGAUAGAAGGAAGGGAAAUUCCUAUAGUCCAUCGUGUCCUGAAAAUCCAUGAGAAGCAAAAUGGAGACAUCAAAUUUCUGACAAAGGGAGACAACAAUGCCGUGGAUGACAGAGGGCUCUACAAGCAGGGGCAGCACUGGCUGGAGAAGAAGGAUGUAGUAGGACGAGCAAGAGGAUUUGUGCCCUAUAUUGGAAUAGUGACUAUCUUAAUGAACGAUUAUCCAAAAUUUAAGUAUGCAGUCCUCUUUUUACUGGGUUUAUUUGUGCUGGUCCAUCGAGAGUAGUCCCUUGCACUGAACUACGAGAUGAAGGUGCCAUGGAUUUUUCUAGAUGAACAUUUAAAGUAGCUGAUGGUCCGAUGUACCAGGAGAAAGAAGAAAGCAUGCAUUUCAAAGCUUCGUGCCAGUUUGGGUUUGUUUUGGUUUUUACUGCGUAAGGGCGAAUGUUUGUCACAGUAUUUCCAAUGGUUUGUCACAUUUUAGCCUUUUUAGUGAAUUUUUUAUAUUAAAAAUUUGAGCCAAA